AUGGAGAUUGUAGACAACGACGAUGUGACUAGUUGGGUAUGUGAAAGUCUUUCUGCAAAACCGAACAAGAUUCCGUUAUAUGUUACAACAUCUCUAAAUGAACCUGAAGAUGAACACCCAAUUGCAUGCAGUUCCCCAUCACCAACAAUGGGAAUUCAAGAGAAUGAUGACAUUUUGGGUGAUGAACAACCAAGUCAAGUUCUUCAAGACAAUGCCCAGAUUAGUGAGGCUUCAAUAGAUGUGAGUUUUGAGUUUACUGAUGACUAUCAUGACAGUACCCAUUUCGAUAAUGUGCAGUCGAAUGAUGUCAAUUUCAAUCUAUCGUCGUCUCGUCGUAACAAGCGUAAGAACAUACAAGACUAUGAUAAUAUUGUAGAUUUGAAUAUAGAUGGAGAUAUUAUGGUCGGACAAUUGUACUCGAGUAAGAAAGAGUUGCAAAAACAAUUAGCUAUGAUUGCAAUGAGGAAGAAUUAUGAAUUUAAAGCGGAAAGAUCAACUAAGGAUCGUUUGGAAAUUAGAUGUGUGGAUCAUAAUUGCAAGUGGCGACUUCAUGCAACCAAGUUACAAGUGUCAGAAUUUUUUGAAGUAAGAAAAUUUGAAACUAAUCAUUCUUGUUCAUUAGAUGUUGUUCAGCGUGAUCAUCGGCAAGCAAGUAGUUCUGUUGUUCGCCAAUUUAUAAAGUCAAAGUAUGAGGGGGCAUCACGUGUAUAUAGACCUAAAGACAUCAUUGAGGAUAUGCGAGUACAAGUUGGGGUUAAUAUGAGCUACGAGAAAGCUUGGAGAGCAAGAGAGCACGCAUUUGACAUGAUCCGAGGGUCGCCAGAGGAAUCUUUUGCCUCACUUCCUGCCUAUUGUGCCAUGUUAGAAAGUAAAAACCCUGGGACAAUAACACAUAUAGAAACAGAUGACAAUAAUCACUUUUUAUACUUUUUCAUGGCAAUGAGAGCCUCUAUAAGGGGAUUUCGUGGUUCUAUGAGGCCUGUGGUAGCAGUUGAUGGGACUUUUCUAAAGGGUAAAUAUCUUGGCACCUUAUUUGUUGCUGUAUGCCAUGAUGGACAAAAUCAAAUAUAUCCUUUAGCAUUUGGUGUGGGUGACUCAGAAAAUGACGCUUCAUGGACAUGGUCUCUUACAAAAUUGAGAAGUGUCAUUGGAGAGGUAACAGACUUGGUGUUUGUAUCUGAUCGACAUGGAAGUAUUGGUAAAGCUGUACAAACUGUGUUUCCAGAGGUAUAUCAUGGAGCUUAUAUGUAUCAUGUAGCUGGCAACAUGAGGAAUAAAUUUGGUGAUGAUGAAACGAUGUUUAACUUAUAUUACACUGCGGCAAACAUACCUUGUGUCAGAGUUUAA
Molecule: messenger RNA, 1347 nt
Organism: Malus domestica (apple)
Lineage: Eukaryota; Viridiplantae; Streptophyta; Magnoliopsida; Rosales; Rosaceae
Source: RefSeq, a predicted model, not a curated record